Lytechinus variegatus (green sea urchin) is the source of this 1374-nucleotide messenger RNA. Its product is annotated as MIT domain-containing protein 1-like. The record is from RefSeq and is a predicted model, not a curated record. Lineage: Eukaryota; Metazoa; Echinodermata; Echinoidea; Temnopleuroida; Toxopneustidae. Gene Ontology annotation, cellular component: midbody. Gene Ontology annotation, biological process: midbody abscission. The transcript is spliced from 6 exons. The coding region runs from base 83 to 814 and encodes 243 amino acids.
CCACGUAAAAGAAAAGAAAAGGUACCAAAAGAAAACAUCCGGUGGUGGUGACUGAAUUUUCAAGGGUAAAGAAAAAUGAAAGAUGAGUUCAGCUUUGAGUGGUGUAGAAGCCUCAGCCAUUGGUCUCCUCAAGAGGGCAGUAGAGCAAGAUGGGAAAGGGAAAGCACAAGAAGCAUUAGUCUGCUAUAAAGAAGGAAUUAAACUUCUUAUGGAUGUUCUGAGAGAAACAACAGACCAAAUUAAGAAGCAAGCUUUUCGACAGAAGAUUGAGCAAUAUAUGGAGAGAGCAGAAAAGCUUAAAAAUCAUGUAGAUUCUCAGAUUGAAGCUGGUAAAUAUCAUCAGCAGAUACAGAUCUCUAAUGAUUCAACUGGUCACAGUUAUCAUUCUAUGUUUACUCCUUAUCUUGAUGAGUUAGUUACAGAAGUUCAUAUUGAAGACCCUUACAUCCGUAGUAAUCAUCAGAUUUACAACCUUCUUAGAUUCUGUGAACUCCUUGUCAUAUCUGUCGCACCUGUCAAAAGAAUUCAUCUGUUAACUGGCAGAGAUGAGAACCCACAUCAGCAGCAGAAUAAGCUCAGUGAGUUACAAAGAAGCCUUGCUGACCAUGGUGUAGAAAUGAUAGUCUCAUAUUCAGACACAUUGCAUGAUAGACAAGUUAGGUUCAACAACGGUUGGAUCAUCAAGAUUGGUCGAGGUUUAGAUUACUUCAAGAGGACUGGUCAGUAUAGCAUCGGAUUCUGUGAUAUGGAUCUGAGACGAUGUCAUGAAACUACAGUAGAUAUUUUCCAUAGCAAGCAUACAAAAGACAGAUGACAUAGGUAGUAUGUUAGAACACUGUAUCUUCCAUAGCAAGCAUACAAAAGACAAAUGUUAUAGAUAGUAUGUUAAAACAUUGUUCAUCUUGACAUGAUUGAUGAAGUCAUCUUUAUUCAUUAAAGAAUAAAGGUGUGGAUGAACCAGUGUGCAAUUUAUUUCAAAUGAAAUUUGAGGAUCUAAUAGAACAACUCAAUCGUGGUAUAUGAAAUUUGUGUUCUAUGCUAUUUACACCCUGAAAUAAAUUGUACAUUGAAACACCUCAGUCAUGCAGCUAUAUGUUAUUGUAGUUGUGUAUGAAAACACCAUGUAAUGAAUGCUGAAAUCUGUAAGGACCAAAACACUGUGUCUAUUUACAUAAAACAGUCACCUUAGCAGUAACUGAUUAUUUCAAGCAGCUCUAAAAUUAAGAACUGCACUACUGUUGCAUAAGAACAUACCGCUUGACUCGAUUAGUCAAUAAGUUGAUAAAGAUUAGCGGUAGGCAGGUCCUGAAAGAGUGGCUUUUAUCCAAGUGAUAUUAAGCAUGGUGUAGACUGAUUUUGUAUACUUUUUUUCAA